This is a messenger RNA of Colletotrichum navitas, 829 nucleotides long. RefSeq lists its product as uncharacterized. NCBI's taxonomy places the organism in Eukaryota, Fungi, Ascomycota, Sordariomycetes, Glomerellales, Glomerellaceae. Bases 201 to 476 code for a protein of 91 amino acids. The record is from RefSeq and is a predicted model, not a curated record. The transcript has 2 exons.
GAUAGGUUGUAUUCUUAGUAUUCAUCAUGUACCUGGCUCAUCUGGCUCAUCUUGACGAGCAGCUACGUACAACAUCUACUCAAAAGGAAAAAACGUCAACCGCUCCCAAGUCAGACGACAUUAAGAGCGAGCGACAAGAAGAAGAAAAUAAUAAAAGAAACAGACGGGAAAACCCCAUCCCUUCAACUAGAUGAACAAAGAUGCCGUGGGGCAACAUUGUAAGGCACGCGUUUCCAGCACUUUUCGGUCUCUUUUCACUCUCACCACACACUCUCCUCUCGCUCAGCCUCACCACAAGAUGGUGUCACCCUGAGAUCCUCUGGCUUUUCUGUUUUUCUCUUCCCUCCCAGGACCGGCCCGUCCGUCACCUACACCACCACCUGGAACAGGUAUCGUGUGCUCAUAUAUUUUGCCUUGCGGCUAUGUUCGCCCGCCCCUCCAUUCCGAGAUCCAGCCCAUCAUCAGUCGUUAUUUAGGAAAGGAAGAAUGCAAGCAAAAUCAACAAACACAGAAGGAAGGCGGUAGAACGAAAAAAAGAGAUAGUAAAAACUGUUCGCUCCUACGCUCUUAGCAAAUUGUUGAAGGAUAGGCUCGAAGUAUACAGAACAGGCUAUUCCUGAAUCGGCUAUUGUUCUUACUGGCAACGGUCGCACCGCGCCGCAGGGUGUGAUUUGUUCGUGUUCCGCCUGUGGGUUGAAAAAGUAAUGGUAUCAAGAUUCAUCGAAAAACGCCUAUCGCCAUGCAACGAGUCGGAACGUGUUGUGUGUAAUGAUAAUUAGGGGAUGUUGGUGGGUUCAGAUCAUCUCGCUCUGGUGCAGCCCGGUAGACA